Molecule: messenger RNA, 13116 nt
Organism: Porites evermanni
Lineage: Eukaryota; Metazoa; Cnidaria; Anthozoa; Scleractinia; Poritidae
Source: the annotation of a GenBank genome assembly
ACAGGUGAUGGUAAGAAGUUUACUUCUAAACCAGAUCAGCCCACCAAGGCUUUCAUCGGAGGCAAUGUUUCGUUAGUUUGGCGCUACUAUCAGCCAUCGCAUCUUACUCUCAAAAAGGUGGUGUUUGGCGAAUGGACAAGCUCACCCGGCUUCGUUUUUCCGAAAAUAAUGACGAUUAAUACGACAGCAAAAAGCAUCAGUUUGUCACCAGGCCGUUAUGAAUCCAGAGUUAGUUGGGCGGGAAACUUUUCAGCUUCCCAAGUAGCGUUCGUUUUGCAUAAUAUUCAGCCAGCAGACGAUAAAGUGGUAUUCGGGAUACAUUUAGAGUUUGAGUACAUGCAUAACCCGCUACUAGGCUAUGUACAGAUGAAAGUCGAGAAAAAACGUAUGUAAUAUGUCUAUGCAAUCUUCGUCCGGUAACAUUUCCAUACGUACCUUGUAUGCUUGCAGUUAAAAUAACAUAAGACCACCAAAAAAAAAAAAAAAAAACGACAACAAAAAAGCAGCAUUUCAAGAAAAGAAUGAUAUUGUAAAUACUCAAAUUGAUUAGUGCCCUCCUUCGAAUUAUUAGCGGCUUUAGCGCGCCACUGUAAGGGCAAAAAAAGUCAGUUAUUUAACUAGGUACCCCUUUCAAAUUAGCACUGCUGAACCCUUCUCCAAUAGAGAAAAAAAUCACGAUUAUUGCGGGCGACAGGAGGAUCCCGCAAUCCUAAUCUCCAGCUUGUUAUUACGCAUGCGUCGCAUGUAUGUCGCCAGCAUUCGUUUGGACUUCCAAUGAGAAUGAUCAUGAAUGGAAUGGAAGGGCUUCCCGGAUUCCGUCCCUGGCUGGUUAUGAAGAAUAAGCCGAGGAAUUUUAGUCAAUCAGAAAUUUAGGAAUUUUUUGAAUGAAUAAUAAUUAUGUUAUUUGAUGCCUAGCGCUUCGAGGUUUGGACAGUUUUCAAAUAUAAUCGUACGAGAACAAAUCUCAAAUUUGUUGCUUAAAAUCGGCUCUUUCCUGAACCGAUCCAAAAAUACAGUGUUACCGUCUUGCCUCUUUGUUUUACGCUCAGACAGGUAAACGUCUAAUGCAAAAUUCGUCAAAUUGCUAAAAUUUACGACUUCCCACGACAUUUUAAGCAAAAAUACGCUUAUUUUGAUCUAUAUUGUGAUAAUACGAACCUUUUUUGAUUUUUCCAUACAUUUCAAUUCAGUAUACGGUACUGAUGAAUUGUUGCAGUUUGUAUGGACCACCUGUGCUGCUUUUGCCUGUUAAUGAUAACCUUAGGUCAACUACACAUGUUGAACUCUGAUGCACCGGCGGAAACAUCAUGAAAUCUGUGGGUUGGAAAAAAUUUAUUAUGGAUAUAAUGACGCGUUUCCUUUUCUCCUGUUUUCUCGGAAUUUCUAUAGCCGUUGCCGACUUGCCAAGAAUCAUAAACAUUACUAAGGCACCCCUCCUAACACUUGGAGCAGAUGUGACCCUCAGUUGUGUUGCCAAGGGGCUAUCUCUUCUUAAUGUCACAUGGUACAAGGGUGGAAAGGUCAUGAGUCACCAUCAUGGCAACCGUACUUCAAAAGCGGUGCUUACGUUGUAUAACAUCACCAGAGAAGACUGGGGAGAGUACGUUUGUGUCGCCAAAAACUCCGUUGGUGAAGAUUCGAAAACUGUUUUCAUCAGAAGUGAGUAUUUUUUAAAGGGUACAUUCAAAAUAUAGAUUUCUGUGGUAACCAUGCCACUUUCCGAGUAAAGGAUGAAUAUAGUACUGUUUGUGUACUGAGUAUACAAAGAAUUUCUUAAUAACAUAGUGGAGGGGGUGGGGGGAGGGGGGCGGAGCAGGGAAAAGUAAGGAGGAAGGGGGAUGUCAAAGGGGGGAUUUCAAGCUCUUAACGUUUCCGUGUCAAAAUUAUUGCUAGCGCAGCCUUAAAAAAUAAUAAUAAACUCUGGACAUGUUUCUAAAACGCUCCGUAUUUUUAAAACUGCAAGGAAGUGCCUCAGUGCGCCGACAAAACAGGCGAAGGACAGUUCGGGAAAUUUGAAAUUUCUCUUUGUCUGAAAACUUUUUUCUCAGGGCUGAAAAGGAUCAAUCGGUCAAACAAGUCCUGUUUUCAGUGUAAACCUACUGAAAAAGAACCCUUCGAUUGAUCGUCUUCCGGAAUGAGAAUACACAAACGUUUUGUUACAAAUCUCUUCUACCAGGAGAACUUUUUGGACCAUUCAAAACGAAUACAAAACCAUCAAAACGGAGGAUUAAUACUUUACCCUACCAUCCAAUUUCGGCAGUAGUUGGCUUUUCCACACGCUAGAUAUUGUAAUGCAAUUAAUGCCAAAACAAGUGAUUUCUAGAGGUUAUUCGAUUUAUUCUACAAAAUACGGUCAAUCGGUGACGUCCUAAAUGGUCAAAUAUGUAAAGUAAAAAUGAGAAGAAACCUGGUAAAAUAUGAGGAUUUUGUCUUUGUUCCACGAUCGUUACAUGACAAUAUCGUUCCCUAUUCAUCUAGUUUCGAGCUUGACCUUGUCAUCCUUUUUUAACACAAGAAAUUUGUAUCCCCUUUAAAAGUUGAUUAUGUACCGCUGGGCAAAUGGUAUUAAGGUCAAACUGUUUUUGAUACGGAAAAAACUGAUUAAUGAUUAAAUUAAUAAGUAAGUAUACAGGCAUUAAAUAAUGAUAAUAAUAAUAAUAAUAAUGAUGAUGAUGAUGAUGAUGAUGAUGGUGGUGGUGGUAGUGGUGGUGUUGGCGAUGAUGAUAACAAAAACAUUUGUGAUUACUGGGUAAUUUAAAAUAUCUUAAUUCCCAGGCUAACUAUUUGUACUAGCUCAAUAUUUGUUGUUAAUGGAAAUACUCCGUUGUUCAUGCUACACAUAAACCGAAAUUAAUUGUUAUUGAUAAGCAAAUGACUUCCUUUAUCGUUCAAGUUCUUCCUUCAAGCCCAACGAUUCUGCAUACAAACACGAUUGCUCGCAAUAAAAGCUGGGUCCUGAGGUGGUCAGCGGUCUACAGCGAGGGGCACUUGGUGAAGACAUAUACAGUGUGGCACCAACUCUGGCACAUAGUAAAGGACAAUAUGACUCGCAAGGAAUCCUGGUUACGAGAGAAUAUUACUGGCUUUGUGUACCGUAAAGAACUAGCCGCUGACACGCGUUAUUUGUUCGCGGUAACAGCUUGGAACAAAUGGGGCGAGAGUGAAUUGGAGAUUGACAAAAUACUGAACAUAUCGACGAAGUUUACAGAUGCAUUCACUCAUCAAAUAGAGAGAACAACAAAUCUACCAGGUAUGAAUGACUGUGAAUCACAGAAAUGGGUAGCCUGCGAUGAUGCCCUCUCCUUCAUGUCUGUUAUCUGUUUUCGGGAGGAGGGCAUGAUACAUUUCUUUUACAAAUCACAUGCAAAAAAGCCAGAAUCUGGACUUUUAUCUGAUUGGAUAGAAAACAAUACGGUUGAUUUGCGCCGUUCCGAUUGGCCAAAACGCCGCCAGCCGUUAGUUGUUGUUGAUUUCAGUCUGCAUUUUUGCUUGGGUAAUGAGCAGUGAAUACACACGUGAGUUCGUUAUGAAAUUUCUGCCGGCUCAGUUUUCUUGAAUUUGAAGAAUGUUUAAAUAGAAAUUUCAUCCAUUGAAAUAUUUUCCAUUUCAUCGUAUACUAAAAAUUGCAGUCAAAAAUUCACCGAUCAUUUGAAUGCAAUUUGAUACCCGCUACAAGUUACAGAAGCGACAAACGGGUUCACUUUCAAAUAAUCAAUUUAUGAAUGGAAUCUUGACCUGGUUUGACUGCAAUUCCUCCUUCAGAAACCUGAGAAUUAUUCUGAGCGAUCUUCGCUUUCACAACAAGUUUCAGUUCGUGAAAUAUGUGCUUCAGCCUAUUUUUUUUCACUGCUUUCGGCACAGAACGAAGUCAACGAGCUUUUACUAGUAACAGCUCUAGCUAGCAGUAUUUCAUCACACACACAAAGAAAAAACAUUUAAAAAUUUUUUAAGGAAGCGCCAUCUGAAUGUACUUAACAAUUUUCUUUUCCCUAACAUGGAUUUCGAAAGAGAUAUUCCGGCCAAAAUUUGAUUCCCGUCUGAAUGCUGAUUGGCUAAUAACAUGACAGGUAAAGCAGACGUUAGAUUAUGCAAAUUAGGGAGCGGUUGAUGGCUUGUUACAAAUCAAUGUAUCAGUCGUUAUUUUUUUCCCUCUCGAGCCAAAGAAGCAAAGAAGCCAAAAAAAACCAAACAAACAAACAACAACAACAACAAAAAAACAAAAUAACAAAACAAAAAGACAAAAAAAAAGAUAAAUAACUCCUGAUCUCAGGUUAAAAAAUGGGUGAUUCCUCUAAUAAUUGGUCAAAUUAAUUUUUUAAGUGCAUGAAUGAAACCAAAUCAAAGGAAUUGCGUUUUCUCUCUACAAUGACAGAGAAAAUGUAGUGAAACAAAGGAAACUCCUGGACUACGGUACUAGGCACAGAAAAGCACUAUAGCCUGGCUUUAUUUUGAUUAUUCUGAUUAUUUAGCUCGGGUUUCUGAGCCACUUCCAAAGACCAAAAGAAAAAGGCAAAACUUUCCUAUUCUUAUACGCAGUUCAUCAACUGUAAGGAACUCCACUGACCAUGUCUGAUGGCCUAUUUUAUUUAUCUGUUGUCAGCUACAACGAAGCCACAGUGGACUGGAACAUCAACAAUGCCAAUCUUAAUGAGCAACACGAAAAAUGAGGAGAAAAAUAAUUCCAUCCCUCUGGAGGCGUUAAUUGCCGUCUCUGCGUUUCCUGUAGUUGUAGCAUGUGCUGUUUGGUUGGUUUGCUAUUUUAGGCGAAACAGCGCUCCCUGGAAAAAUCCAAGUGAGUUAACCGGAUUAAUUUUUUGUUCGCUUUUUCUUUUUCAAGUGCAGGAAUUUUUCAAUUAGACGCAGUUACAGGGCAGUAAAACCUUUCAGAACGGUAUUGAUCAUUUUCAUGAAUGUACAGUUGAUGUCUGUAAAAACUGCUGAUGGAUGCACGGUUGAGGGCGAGUGUAUCCUUGCCUAAAAGGUACACACUGAAUAUAGAAUGGGAACACUUUUAUUUGUGUUAGGCCCAAGGGCCACCCACCUACUCGAGUAACCCUGGGCGAGCCAAAUGUACACGCGUAUUGUUGGCAUGCGAAAAGGUUGGCUUGGCCAGAAGGGUGACCAACCUAACCGGGUGAUGGUAGUAUCAACCUGCUACUAUGUUACCGGGUUAUCCCUAUAGCAGGACGUUAAACUGCGGAAACAGUUUCUGUCAAUUGCCAAUCCUCUAACUUCUGUUAGGGACCGUGUCGAAAAGUGUUGUUAAAUUUGGAUCAAAUAAAAAUAGGAAAAAAUGGACGCGACAAGCGAGUUUAUCAUUCUUAAUGAAACUGAUUUGUUUUUAUGAAAAGAGUUACACCAACAUAAAAGUUAUAAGUGAGAAAGUUUAGUCCUCUUUGUACCAGUCCUCCUUCCUACAUUAACUGUUUCCCUUGACCCAGGCCAUUCCUUAAUUCACCAGAGCUUCUAAUCUACCCGGGAUUAGAAUCUUUCAUAAAUCCCGCAUAAGAAUUUGAUUAAAAGUCCUGCAACAUAAAUUGACUGUUUUAAUUUAUUUUCGAUUUUGACAGGGCCCCAGCAAGGGUACGUAUUUAAAUUAAAAUUUUUUGCAAUGCAUACACGAUUCGUUACCUUCCUUUUAGCUUGAGGACCUUUCAUCAGCACAUCAGUCACUGUGAAUGACGCCUAUAAUUAUUUGCCAUGGUCAUCUACACUGUAAUAGACCUUGUCUUGGUUUUGGAAGCUUUUUUGACGAGUAAAACCGCGUGAGAAAUUAUUUUACUUUUUUUUCAGAACAGGCUUUUUACGGAAAUGAUUAGAUAUUAGAUUCUCAUACAAACACUGUCAGUAAUUUUUUACGCGGUAAUGCCUACUCGUCAAGAUGGCUUCCAAAACCGUAACAAGGUCUAUUAAUUUACUGUGGUUUUUUCCACUAUCAAUAAUCUGUGAGGUGUAGCCAGUUGUUCACUUUUUUAUUUCAUUGCAACGAUGAUCCUCAUUAUAUUUUCAUUACUCAAAAGCAUUCAUUCAAGGAUAAUGCAUCCUACAUGCAAAGGCUGGCACAUUUAUUGGUUUAUAUUUUCAGGAGGAAAGGAUUUUCUUCUCCUUCGCAUUUGAAUCUCACAUCUGAGCUGGUAAGGUGGUUUCUUGUUUUUCUUUGAUAGUGAUGAAACCGGCAUUAACUUUAUAAGAAGUUAAACUUUUUGCCCUAUUCUUUACAUGUACACCAAUCUCUACCGGUGCUCCUUUUUCUUUGUGUAUCGAAGUUGUAAUAGGCAAUUUCCGAGUUUCCAGAAAAAUCUCAUUUCAAAGCGAGGCUAGGUGAAAAACCUCAAAAUGAGUUUUAUUUGCAUGAGAAAACAAAUCAUUGCCAUAUCAAAACUGCGCUUUUAGCCUUGCUGAAAGAGGCUUGGUGCAACUCGGAUAUGGUUUACAGUGUAUCUAACGUACGUUUUAUUUUUUGCUUUUAUCUACAAUAGGCAUGACUGCAUGUCAUUUUGAAAGUAGGCUCGCUACUUUCAUUUUAACUUUUUUUAUUUAUUUGUAACGCAUCCUGCAAUACAACUGGGGGAUAUGAAUAACGCAGCACCCAUGCAAAUACCAUUCAAGUUUUCUAGAUUUAAAGGGACUUAAAUGGACGGCAGGUUAACAAAAUAACUAAAGAAAGGGAGGUAGCAAAGAGAAAUGAGUUUCUUGAAGUGUUUGUUGGUGUUAAGCCGGAGAUUUAUACAAUAAUUCCCUGCUCAGUUGUUUUUCACUAGGAUACAGUAAGCAUUCACAUUUUUAAAAUUCUAAUUUAUGAUAAGUAUUUGGUACCAUUGUGGAAUGAGUACGGCUUCUCGCGCUAAAUAAAAUGGGUUUCCUUUAAGGAAAAUUUUUAAAAAUACGCAGAAAUUUUAACAAGAACGAGCCGCUUUCCCCUUGAGUAAAAUUGACCACAUUUGGGUUCAUUGAUAUGUAGGCUCUGGAGUCAGAGGAUAGAAGGCACUCAGUAAUUAUGUCAGGAUCAUCGUGGUUUAUCUACGGUUCGACACCAACACUAACAACAACGACAAAUAUGGACGAGCGCAGUAGUAGCCAACCAGGCAUUGCUGACGAAUCCCUUUUUUUAAAGCCAGUUAUUCCUGGACCAAGCAAUGAAGCUCCUACCUUUGCAUGCUACGAUCAGCCCACCUCACAGGAUGUUAAAGUGAACAACCGAGAUCAUGUUAUCUCUGCAAUGAACAAUCAUGCUAUAUUUGAAGUGCGAGAAGAGAUAACCAGGGAUCGGAAAGACAAUAUAAGUCAGCGAGUUGGCACCGAAACGUCUCAGCAAUUGGUUGAUUCCGAAGGUUACCUUGUGCCGGAUGAUAGCGACAGUGUGACAAGAGCGAGGAAAAAGAUGAUGCCUCGGACUGGACCGUGGUUAAAAAAAGCGUUAAAGAAGGAAAACAAAACAUUUCAAUUCCAAAACUCCACUUUUUAUAUCCCUUCCGAGCGCUUGCAUGUUUCAGAUGGGCUAGAAAUGGCCCAGCAUUGCGCUAGCGCUCGAAAUCCUAACCAACUCUUUCUCACUGAUCUUCAAACAAGGACUCUUCAUGGAUCGAGGAAUUAUGAGAAUGACCCGCUUCAGGACACUGAGAAUGCACUGAUCCAUGGCUCCACCGAUCAUCCCAUGGUUCUCGGUGUGUCGCCAUACUCGCAUAUUUAUUGUAACACUAGCUGGGAAAUCCCACAAGAUCACCUGUCUUUAGAAGAGAAAAUCGGUGGAGGGGAGUUUGGUCAGGUGUGGAGAGGAAAGUUGUAUGACGUGACUAGCACAGGAAAGUGGCUAGUUGUAGCUGUAAAGAUGCUGCAAGGUAAAAUUAUUGCUACAGUGAAGAUUAAAAGAACUUGGGAAGCUGAAAAGCCCGUUCCAAGUAUCAUAAGUAAUUGCAACACAGGGCAGACCCUUCUCCGAAUAAUAAUCGUUUGUGAUCAGCUUCGGGUUCAUCCCUUCAUCCCACUCUCUUCCACUCCCCAUGGCUUGCUGUGCACAAAAAAGGAUUCAUCCCCACCCAUUUAAUUUGCUUAAUAUAGGCCUCGUUAGCUUGCAUGUUUUGUUUAAAAAUACAGGUUAUGUGAUGAUACUCUAGAGAACUGUUUCUUUCUAUUUUUGUCUAAUUCACGCGCAUAACUAUGCAUAAUUUAUGAAAAGACAAAGGGUCAAGUUCCCUGGAACCUCUGUUGGGAAAACAAAACAUACCAGCUAAUAAAAGAGGUCUAUUGAACAUCGUACGUUUGGGAUGAUGGGGGAGGGGAAGGUCGUCAGUUUCAGUCUAAUAUUACAGGAAAGGUCCUAAAACUUUUGACCUCCAUUGUAGUAUUAAAUUCACAAAGUCAAGACUUGUACAUUCAGGCACAAAAACGAACCGCAUUUAAAGUUGCCGUGUCACGAUUACUUCCACCUUUUUUGGUAAAAGUGGAGCUGAAAUUCUAACUUUGAUUUCUUUUCCAAGUAUUGUCAUACUUGGAACUUUCAUAGCAAGAUAUCAAGAUAUACCAAGAUAUCAAAGGGAGAGCAAAGUGUGAUUGGUUUUGGUCGUUUUUGAUCAAUAGGACAGGAAUCAACUUGAAAUAGCUGGCCAAAAUUUUUUAUAUGUAAUCCGUUUCCAUCAGGCUAUCGAAAGCCGAACGUAUCAACUUGUAUUACAGCACGAAAAGUGAAAUUUACCUUACUGUACCUGAUUCCUUAAAGUGCCGGAAAAUUCAGAGCCAAAGCUGCACGCAAGUUCAGUUUGCACUAUCGUGUGAAGGUGAGUAAAGUAGAGCGCCCAUAAAAGCUGCAUUAGUACUCUGCCAAUUACAAGUACUGAUGUACAUAAAGAAUACAUUUGAACUUUAUAUAUCACGUCACAUCUCUUAUUCCCAAGAAACUGUCUCCUAAGGGAAAAGUUUUUAGAUAUGCUAUGAUCGCUGACGAAGGAUGUUGUGUUUUAAAGAUCAUUUUUUUCGUUAUAGCCAAUUAUUCGCCUUCGGACCAAAAGGACCUUCUGUCUGAACUGGAUUUGUUGAAGAAGCUUAAACCUCAUCCUAACGUCAUACGAUUGUUGGGCUGUGUGACUAAAGACGUUGUUAGAUGCAAAGGAAAGGGAGUUUUCCGUAAGUGUAACAACUCUAACUCUAACAAAGCUGAAAUAGGACAGUGUCGAGUUCUCUAAAGCCUCUGUUUCAAAGCGAGGCAAAGUGCAAAGCUAUUGAUACUGUAUUAUCAGGCUAACAUCCCGUCUGGGUACUCCCUUUAAUGGCCUAUACGGGGAGGCUCCACCCGAAAGGGGUACCUUUUUCAGACUUCAGGUUUAUGAAAGGGUAGGGAUUUUACUCGUUGAAGUAUACGAAAGGGCAGGGAAAUCUGUCAUUUGGCUUUGUGAAGGGGCCAAAGGGCUGUUAGAUGAAUUGUAUGGCUUUAUAAAGUCGAGAAAACGUUCUAUCGUUGUCUUCCUUUCCUAUAAAUAAAAGGGAUGCAAAAUUCUAGACAAGGUAUGUGGAAGGGUUAUACGAAAGGGGUACCUAUAUUGCGAAAAAUCCUAUACAAAAGGGUAAGGAGUUGGACCUCUGGGCGGAGCCUCCCCGUCUGAAAAUUUGUUGAGUAAUCCCAUCCCCCUUAGUUAAAAAUCCUAGUGAUCUAAUUUGCUUUAGGUUAAUUUUUGGCAUCUAACAAUGUUGCUGUCUUUUAAGGGCCACCUCUUUUAAUCCUGGAGAAUGCUCCUUAUGGCGAUCUUCUUGGAUAUCUAAGGAAACGUAGAGGACAAAAUGAUGAUUACGACCAUUUUAAUAGAAUGAAAGUCCCACAAAAGAUAGCAAAACAGCAACUCUACCAAUUUGCCACGGAUAUCGCUCGUGGUAUGGAAUAUAUCGCUUCUCAUCAGGUGAGUUAUGGGAAGAAAAAAAUAAAUCAUUUUGCAAAUAUAUGAGUUAGAACCAAGUUGCCGAUUGGCCGGGGAAGAAAUACUCCAGGGAAUUCUUGGCGAGGGUUUGCCGCCUGGUUCUCCAAAUCCUAACACUCUAAAGUUUCAGACCAAGAAAUGUCAUUUUCCACACCCGUUCUCAGACCUAGCCUUUAGGCAGAAAUUAUGUCAUCUUUUUAUUAGAUUAGAGCACAAACAAAAAGUAUCUUCAAAUGCAUUUCGAAUUUUCAUAUUUCUACUUCGUUCUUAUUCAUUUGGAUUUGAAACGAUAAAUACGUUCAUGAUCUCCCAUAGUUCCCUCGAAAAACAAUACCCAAUUCCAGACCACAAUGGGCAAAAUGCCGUAUACCCAUUUUCAGACCAAAAAGGACCAAAAACCAUUAUACUCUUUGGAGGAGCACAUACCUAUCGAGGGAGUACCGCCCCGGGCAGACUAUAAACUUAUCAACAGGCGGCGACAAUUUGUUGAGACCCUGUCGUCAAAUGAAGUGUUUGUUGUUUAGUAUUCCACAGCAGGUAGCUAUAGGUGUUUAUAUUUUGCAAAGGACCAAAAACCAUUAUACUCUUCGGAGGAGCACAUACCUAUCGAGGGAGUACCGCCCCGGGCAGACUAUAAACUUAUCAACAGGCGGCGACAAUUUGUUGAGACCCUGUCGACAAAUGAAGUGUUUGUUGUUUAGUAUUCCACAGCAGGUAGCUAAAACAGCGACACAAAGGUGUUUAUAAAGGGUGCGUAGAAAUUAAGAAAGUUUCAUUUUUCCCUUUCGAAUUAGUUAGCGAGAGAAUGGCCCUUUAGUGCAAAGUCGGUUGAUCAUAGAAUAUAAUAUAAGCCAACCAGAUCUUUCACACAAAGUGAUAAGUUCAAUGAACUCAAAGCGAAUAGUAAGAUCAUCGCUUUGAGGAAGCAUGAUGUUAACUGGAAGGGGAAACAUCCCAUUGUGUCUUACAUCAAACAAAAGAAGAGGGUUUUCCUUUCUUUUAAAUUUCUCACAGCUUAUUCACCGAGAUUUAGCUGCUAGGAACGUGUUACUUGGAGAUAAACUGCAAUGUAAGAUCACUGACUUUGGAAUGGCGAGGGACCUGGGACUAGGAGAUGGAAUUUAUGCCAGGAAAUCAAACGUAAGUUCCGGCCGAAGAGACAUUACACGCAGUAAUAAGAAUCUACUUUUGUAUUUAUUUAUUUACGUGUUUAUUUAUUUAUAAUGGUAAUAGGACUGAGUGGAGUCUAAUUCGGUCUGUAAUCAUACGGGUGUUAACAAAAUCGGACGAGCGCGAAGAGGGAGUCCAAUUUGUUCAACCACGAGUAUGAUUACGGACCUAAUUGGACGACACGAAGUCCUGUUGCCAAUUGAUCAUAACCGUUAACCGUUACAAUUUCCGAGAAAAUAAAUGUAUUCUUUUUUAGUAAAAGAGCAUUUGAAUACCAAAUGUACAAAAUUAGGGAACAUAUCACUGGCGGAGACACUGGCGCAGUUUAUAAAUUAAGUAUCUCUUGAUUUGUGCCUUUUUCUGAACUGGAUUCCGAUAUCUGAUUUUACUUCACAAACCGGCUAACCGAACAAUCCUAAGUGCUUGAAAACUUCAAAUUUUAUACUUUUUCAGAGAAAACUGGUAUGAAAAGAUUAAUUGGAAGUCUAAUUUUCUACCACGAAUCAAGGCAGGUAAUUUGCGAAGUGUUGUAAGAGAUACUCAAAAAUAGUUUUAUAAUAGUUUUGUGCUUUUAUUGACAGGGUGUGAUGCCUUUGAAAUGGAUGGCGGUCGAGUCGUUAACGAAUCGAGUUUCCACCACAGAAAGUGAUAUGUGAGUUGUCAGCAAUUCAGCUAAGAUUAGAAAGUUUGUCAUACGCCUUUAAGUUUUCCAGGUUCGAACAUGGCCAUUUUAUCUACGUGCUCGUGAAGCUCGAGCGCAAGUCCACGAAGCUGCCAUAGUUUUUCAGUCAAGACGGGAUUUUUCACGUGCGACCCCCUAAAAAAAGGACGCAGGUCGACCGGGACGGCGAGGAUGCCUUCUCCCUUCUAAUAUGCCUUGACGCUACCAAAUUUGUACUGCUAAGUUUCUUUACUCUUAUAAAGACAAUUUACCUGAAAAUUUGGGAAAACCACUAACCAAGAAUGCAAAAGUCCACUUCCAGUUGACGUGCUUCUCUUAAAAGCCUCUUUGCUUAAACUUUCUAAAAACCGUGCAAAAGCACCCUUGGAAUGAAUCAAUUUGGCUGUAAGUUUGAGAUAGGGCAAGUGGAAUUGAAGUGGUUCUGUAACGCAGUUAGUUGUUCAACACUUAUCUCAACGAUAUUGUGUGACUGCUUAUCUGUCAUUUUCUUUAAUUUCCUCCAUUUAGAUGGAGUUACGGGAUCGUGUUGUAUGAAAUAUUUACCCUCGGUAAGUAUUAGCCGUUCACUCAUAUAGCCCGCGGGUAAGCACUCCACCCGCUCGGGGUGCUCUGGCAGCGGCCGCAGAGAGCUUGUUCGCACGCUAUCGCUCAUACACGUCGGAACUGUUCUUCCAGACAGUAACCUAAGGGAGAAACCCAAGGAGAAAACUUGAGAAAAUUAACAACAAGUUUCAGCUGUGCUUCUUGGAUGUAUUCCAAAUUAGUUCUAUUUGUCUACACAGCUGAUCAUUUUCUGUAGACGAGUAAAGCUGUGCGCUAAAAUAUAUCUCGAAAUUACCUUAAAUACAUAAAGCUUCAUUUUUUUUUUUCAGGAGGAAAGCCCUACGACGGAAUGACAGCUAAAGAGGCUUGCCUUUUUGUCCGAAGCGGUCACAGAAUGCCAAGACCUUCAGCUAUAAGCCUUGAACUGUGAGUUCGUCAGUUUGUUAAGUUCAUUCCUUUCGUCCAGUACGUCCAGUAUAAGAUCGUGUUUGGUUACCCAACAACUAAAUACUAGAUUGACCAGGCAUAAAGCAAAUAUGAUAUUUAUUGAUUUUUGCUCUCGCCGGUCUCUCAGACGUAGCUAUCGUUAUCAUGCAGUUGUGAAAUAUAAGAUUGCAGCUUUUUUUGUUGAGUUCAAUUCAACUAGGUAUUGUUCUAAUUGUAUCUAACUUUUGUUUGUGGACUCAACCAUUUUGUAACUUUUUAUCUUUUUUCAGCUAUGAGCUAAUGCUUCAAUGCUGGAACAAAGAACCAUCCCAGCGACCCAAGUUUAGUGAUAUAGUGAUUUGGAUGGAAAAUUCCUUACAAAGAGUAUAA